GGGCGGGGGCGGAGAUGAGGGCGGCGCAGCCGCAGCGCCGGUGGAGGGGCGCGCGGCCGCGAGCAAAGGAGGGAGGGAAGGAAGCAAGAGAGGGAGGCGGGCAAGCAGGCGGGCGCGGGGGUCGGGGACUGAGGCAGUAGAGGGAGGCGAGAGCCCGGCAGCCGCUUUGCGCUGUUUGCUGCGCGGGCUUUCGGAGGGGGCGGCCCAACGAGUCGGCUGAGGAGAAGCGGACACCGGCGGCGUUGGUGAUACCGCCUGGGGGAGGGGGACUGGAGAGGCGAGAAGGGGGGUCGCUGCGGUGGUUCUCUCGCUGUCGCGCUCUCUUUGCCUCGCUCCCGGCUCGGCGGGCUCCUCCCGGCGUCUCUCUCGCCUCCGGGGCCCCGCUCCCCGCCCCCCGCGGUAUGUCUUGAUCCCGAGCAGCGGGUUUCAUGGGGCUCCUCAGGAUUAUGAUGCCGCCCAAGUUGCAGCUGCUGGCGGUGGUGGCCUUCGCGGUGGCGAUGCUCUUUUUGGAAAACCAGAUCCAGAAACUGGAGGAGUCCCGCUCGAAGCUAGAAAGGGCUAUUGCAAGACAUGAAGUCCGAGAAAUUGAGCAGCGACAUACAAUGGAUGGCCCUCGGCAAGAUGCCACUUUAGAUGAGGAAGAGGACAUGGUGAUCAUUUAUAACAGAGUUCCCAAAACGGCAAGCACUUCAUUUACCAAUAUCGCCUAUGACCUGUGUGCAAAGAAUAAAUACCAUGUUCUUCAUAUCAACACUACCAAAAAUAAUCCAGUGAUGUCGUUGCAAGAUCAGAUGCGCUUUGUAAAGAAUAUAACUUCCUGGAAAGAGAUGAAACCAGGAUUUUAUCAUGGACACGUUUCUUACUUGGAUUUUACAAAAUUUGGUGUGAAGAAGAAACCAAUUUACAUUAAUGUCAUAAGGGAUCCUAUUGAGAGGCUAGUUUCUUAUUAUUACUUUCUGAGAUUUGGAGAUGAUUAUAGACCAGGGUUACGGAGACGAAAACAAGGAGACAAAAAGACCUUUGAUGAAUGUGUAGCAGAAGGUGGCUCAGACUGUGCUCCAGAGAAGCUCUGGCUUCAAAUCCCAUUCUUCUGUGGCCAUAGCUCCGAAUGCUGGAAUGUGGGAAGCAGGUGGGCUAUGGAUCAAGCCAAGUAUAACCUAAUUAAUGAAUAUUUUCUUGUGGGAGUUACUGAAGAACUUGAAGAUUUUAUCAUGUUAUUGGAGGCAGCAUUGCCCCGGUUUUUCAGGGGUGCUACUGAACUCUAUCGCACAGGAAAGAAAUCUCAUCUUAGGAAAACCACAGAGAAGAAACUCCCCACUAAACAAACCAUUGCAAAACUACAGCAAUCUGAUAUUUGGAAAAUGGAGAAUGAGUUCUAUGAAUUUGCACUAGAGCAGUUCCAAUUCAUCAGAGCCCAUGCCGUUCGAGAAAAAGAUGGAGACCUCUACAUCCUCGCACAAAACUUUUUCUAUGAAAAGAUUUACCCUAAGUCGAACUGAGUAUAAGUUGUGACUAUUGGAUUCUUGAACUAAAAUUUUGACCCUGUCUUCACCUUUGUUCUCAGCUCCACAGUCUGGAUUGCUGACAGUAGGUGUAUAUUACAAUUUGUAUCAAGCCAAAUUAGGAAACAGACAGUAACAUCAAGGAAGUAGAUACUGGCUGGCAUGUCAGUGUUCUAAGUUUCAGAUAUUUUUAUUUUUCCUGGCUAAACGUUGGUGAAAGUUAUAACCUCCUGCCUGGGAGAAAAUAUACAUCACCUAAAAUGAACUUAUGGCAGGUCUAAUCAAAAGGCUAAAUACAAUUUCAGAAAAGGUUCUGAUACUCUUGUUUUUGAUAAAGCAUUUUUUCAACUAACCAUGAAUGAAGAUGAGUCCAUUUGCCUCUUCUGCCUUCACUGAGGGUUUGGGUUAUACACCUCUACUGAAUUGUGUUAAUAACUGUUUGGCAGUGUGUACUUUGUUUUUGUGAGUCAUGUCUCAUGAAAUUUAUUGGAAUGUUUAAUCAUAUUUGCUAAGAAAUGUUUCUGCUGUAGUUGGAUUUGCCCAUAUUUAUGUAGGUGGUUUUAAUUUUUUAAAUGGUGAUUAGUGUUAAAAAUCAAUUUAAAUCAUGACUAAUAUGGUAAAAAGAUAAAGCAUCAAAGCAGUAUUUCUCAUUCCUGCCUCCUCAAUAUCUAAUAUUGGGAAGAUACUUCAAAGAAUAUUGAGAUUGUCUGAAGUUUUAGUUAAGAUUUUCACACAUUAAUAUCAAAAAAGUAAGUUUAAUAUUUGUUUCUCCAUGGGUUAUUUGUAAAGCUGUAAACUGAGAUAUCAGUGACACCGUAUUAUGACUCCAUUAGUGAGCUGUGGUAUGGGUAGGAUUUUCCUACUUCUUCUGUACUUUUACCUGUAGACUAUUUUUACUAAGGUGCUUUAUAAUGUGUUUUAAAGCAUUGCAUUUACAAAAAAAGGAAAAUGCUGUAAAUAUUGCAUAUUUUAUGUAUUUGGACCAAAAGGUUACAAGUAAUUAGACAAAAGUGGUUUUGCACCAAUUUUAUGUCAAGUAAAACCAUCAGACCUACUGUUCUUGUAUUUCUCAUUUACCUUUACUGUUAAGACAUCACUGAAAUGAACUUCAAUAAGCUUUCAAUUUUGAUACACAGUUCAUUAUUCAUAACUUGAGGCGGUAAUUACAGUGGAAUGAGUACUGGACAAGGAGUCAAAAAACUUGAUUUCAGGUCCUAGCUCUACCAUUUACCAGCUGUGUGAUCUUGGGCAAGUCACUUAACCUCUCUUUGCCUCAAUUUCCUCAUCUUGAAAUGAGGAUAAUAAUACCUGCUGUACCUACCUCACAGGGCUGUUGUGAGGAUUAAAUGAGAUGGCAUGUGAAAGCACUUUGAAAAUUGUAAAGCGCUAUAUAAAUGUAAGGUAUUAUAGAAACAUCUUUAACAUAUAGUUUCAUACCAUUCAUUUUUUAACAAAGAAAGGGAAAAGUCUGCUUGUAAGCUCGUUGAAAAAGUUAAUCUUGAUAUAAAUUUGUGUUUGAUAAAUAUCCUCUCAGUGUUUUAUCUUCCAUGUUUCAACAACUAUUGAAAUAUGAAACGCCUGUGAACUCUUAAAGCUUCAUGAGCAGCUGCUUGAGUUCAGGAAGUUUCCUGUUAGAAAUAGACUUUGUUAGUUGACUAGGGUCAGGGAAACUUUGCUCUUCAAAUUUGAAAACUGUUUCUGUUUUUAUUUUACAUUACUAUUCAGAAAUGGUAGCUAUUUUAUACCUAUGGUUUAAGUAAAUAUUUCUGAAUAAGGCUUCACCAGACUGUAAGCAUUUUAGGUAGAUUGCCUUAAAGGUUAUGGGAGGGCAUGAGAGAACACUUCUUAUGAGAAAACAUUUAUAAACAAACUAAAGAAAAACUAAAAGAAUGACAGAACAAUCAUCUUAGCACCCUUUCCUCACAAUAAUAUAAAAAUAUUAAAAGAACAUAGGCAGGCUUGUUUUAAAUUUGGCUUUUUUCUUUCCUUUUUUCAAAUUGACUUUUAUAGGUAUUUCCUGAAGGUGUAUACAAAUUAUUUCCUCGCCCAAAAGUAAAGCACCACUUCAAGGUGGGGUUUGACAUUACCUGCUAAUGAACAAACCCCAGUAUGCAAGUUAUUCUUGCACCACAUGCUCAAAUCUUCUUGAGGUGCAUUAACUCUUUUAGGUAACUAGAGCAGUACUUGGUGAACUAGAUCAGGAGGUCAGUAAACUUUCUGUGGAAGGGCCAGAGAGUAAAUAUUUUAGGCUUUGCAGCCCAUACGGUCUCUGUCACAGCUAGUCAACCCUGCCAUUGUACCACAAAAGCAGCAAUAGACAUUAUGUAAACAAAUGAGCACAGUUAUGUUCCAAUAAAACUUUAUUUACAAAAACAGAUGACAUCCCAGAUGCAGACCAUGGGCUACCAACUAUUGCACUGGCUAAAUCAUUAUUUAUGGAGAAAUCAUCUUUGUGUCUGUACUCUAGAUGCCUAAAAGAGUUUAUUUACUUCUAAAAGCUCCUAACUUAUAUCCAAAGAAUUGCUUUCUGAUUCGUGUAGUCUCUCCCACAGAUUCAUAAACUUUUAUGACUUAUAUUGUUUCCAGGUGGGCAUGUUUUCUUUCCCAGUUUAACAGUUCAGAAUAGGGGCAUUUGUUUUUAUCAUAUUUUAGGGUGGGUUAGGAGUAUCCUUUCUGGAGACUGAGAAAGGGGUGUAUUUAAUUCCAUCAGGUCCAGUACAGUACUAGGAGUCAUAAUACUUUAUAAUCAAUGAAAUAAAUAGAACCACUGAGACAAUAAUGUAUUUUUUUAAAGUGGCAAAUGUGGUUUUCUUUUUUCAGCCUUUGUGCUUUUUCAGUAUUUUGACCAUAGGGAGAUAAUUUUUUUAUAAUACAAAAGUAAAUUAACGACUUGGAAUUUUAAAGAUAAUGUUAUGUGUGUAUGUGAAAUAUAUAUACAUAUAUAUAUGUUUAUUUCCUAAAAGAAGAAAAGAUACCUUUCUGUUCAACUUGUAUCAACUCCUGUUUUCUAAUUGCUGUGAAAUGGCAACUGUUGAUAAAUUAUUGUGAUUGUUUUAAAAUCUAAUGGGAAGUAAAAUAUAUUUUGAUUUUACCCA
This is a messenger RNA of Pongo pygmaeus (Bornean orangutan), 4597 nucleotides long. It is a transcript of the gene HS2ST1, whose product is annotated as heparan sulfate 2-O-sulfotransferase 1. The coding region runs from base 429 to 1499 and encodes 356 amino acids. The transcript is spliced from 7 exons. Gene Ontology annotation, molecular function: heparan sulfate 2-sulfotransferase activity. Lineage: Eukaryota; Metazoa; Chordata; Mammalia; Primates; Hominidae. The record is from RefSeq and is a predicted model, not a curated record. Gene Ontology annotation, cellular component: membrane.